GAAUCAAUCGAGUAAGAUGAUUAUUUUUGUUACAAAUAUUCGAAUCUAUUUCAAAUACAUUUGUUAUAUAUAUUUUACAUGGGCCGUAAAAUCUGCACUAUUAUUAUGAUGGUAAUAUAACUAAUGAUUUGAUGUAUUGUUAAGGUAAUAUAAUUAAUGAAAUUGUUAAACUGAUUGAAAUAUAGAAAUAAAAUUAAUGUAAUUAUAUUAAUGAAAUUACUAAAAAAAAUACUAUACUUUUUUUAUUGUUAUCCAUGUUUCUAAAUAAUUUUUAUUUAUACUGCUAUCCAUGUUUUUAAAUAGUACCAAAAUAUACUUCAGUUUUAAUAAUAUAGAUGUCUAAUUUUCAUAAAUUUUAAAAUUAAUUUUAAAUAACUAGUAGACUUUGAUGAGAGCUUUGAAAGUGAAAAAAAUUUGGUUGAGAAAAUUAUUAUUCAAUGAAAAUUAUAAAGUUGUAACUCAUUUAUAUAUUUUUAGGUUAUAUUUAACUUAUUUUUAAAUUUCUACUAAAAGAUUAUUUAGUUGUAUUAUUAGAUAUUUUAAGUUUUUGGGAUUUAAAUAAAAUUAUGACUGCAUCAUGCAUACUAUUAUUAUUUUUAAUUCAAAUAAUAAAAUUUAGAUGAAAAUAAUAAUCUUUUGAAGUAUAAUUUUUCGUUUUAUUACAUUUGUUUAAGCCUAACUUUUUUGUCUUAAAUUUGUUAAUAUAACGAUAAAACUUUAUUUUAAAAUGUUAAAUGUAUUAAUCUUUAGAAAAUGUGAAGAGUAGCUUUUAAAUUGUAGAUAUCUUCUUACAAUUCUGUUAGGCUCUAUUCGUAUUAUAUUGCGUGAUCAUAGUUUAAAAGAUUAUAAUAUUUUUAUUAAAAUAGUCAUCUAAUAUUAUAUUGUUUUGAAUUAAAAUAUUUACUCAGUUUUGUAUUAAUUUCUGCUGAGAAUGUUAGGGGCAGAGGGAAUUUCCGGUGGAGCGGUGAAAUGCGUUGAGGGAAUGUCUAAUGUUUUUUUACCUGGAGAAUUUACCUAUUUUGAAUAGAUUAAAGAUUGUUUCGAUGUUUUUAUCAGGCAUGGACAAAUUUUAUGGUUUGAAGGCGUGACCGACUAAUGUUAUUUCUACGACUGGAUCCUACUUUGUUCUUGUGUCUGGAACAUUAAGUUUUUUUAAUGGUAAAAUAUUAAGUUUUUUUUUUGGUAAAACAUUAAGUUUGUACUAUUUUUCAAUAAAUGUAAAGUUGAAAAAAAAAACUGGACACAACAUAUGAAGAUUGAAAUACAAGCAACACUCAGACCAAGAAGAGCGACUGGCCAUAUAUAACUCAUUAGUGUCAUCUAUAAGGGAAACACAGCACAUGCAGCUACUAAGCAUAAAAAAGGAUUUACAGCUUUAUUAACAUAGAAAACCAACCAGGUCAUAUUGUGGCAAACGUUUGACACUAAAAGUAAACAACUUAACAAGACCAAAUUCGAUUAUACAUUUAAUCUGCAGAGUCAAACAAAGACCAAGAUCGACUAGAUAGCUAAUCUGCAGUGCAGAAGCUGAGGUCAACAGGGUAAAGCCACAGAUUUUCAAACAUAUACCCGGAGCAACGGCGGAGAAGAGUUAGGCAACAAGACCGGACGAGAUCUAGGAUCGUCGGAGAAAUCGAAGUUUAUGUCACCACUGAAGUCGAGACAGGUCGAACAUACCUAAGCUAUCUUUUUCUUUUUUUUUGGAAAAAAAAGUAAUGUUUUCUGUUUUAAUAUUUAAUGACCAUGUUGUAUAGGUAAUGGUAGAGAGGAAUGGGGUUUGUGUUCUUCUUUUUUCUGGAGUAUGUGUGGAAACUGGAAAGUCAAAAUUAAGUUCUUUUAUCUUUAUUAAAAAAAACCUAACUACUUCUUCUUCUUCUUCGUCUGAGCAUAUCUGGUCAUUUUGUCAAAAAAAAAGAAAAAAAAAAUGUUCAGACGUCUUUCUUUCUUAGUUUUAUUUUGUACGUCUGCAUUAAGCUUCGAACUGUGGCUUUCAGAAAAAAAUGAGAGAAUUGUGUCCCCGAGUUCAAUCUUCGAACUCGGUCUCUUCAAAGAUGGUAUUUGGGAAUCUGGUUCAGACAAUUCCCAGAAAAAGUAGUAUGGACCGGUAAUCGGGGCAGUCCUCUCUACAGUUCCGUAGGAAAACUUCAAAUAAGCAGUUCAGCUGGGAUCCAACUCUUCGACGAGUCUGGCUACAUGACGUGGCAUACAGAUCUCACAAGUCCUGCUUGUGUAGACGACGCGCCGUUGACUGCUUAUCUGUCCGAUAUUGGAAAUCUGACAACAACCCAAAUGGGAUCUUGUGGCAGAGCUUUGAUCACCCAGCAGAUGUUUUACUUCCAGGCAUGAAUCUUGGAAUGGAAUUGUUAAGUUCUGGCACGUUCUACUACGGGGCAGGAGGGUAUCAAUAUUACAUAUGGGAGUCUUCUAGGAAAAUUUAUCGUAUCGACCCCAUAUACUACGGUAGAGAGUCAACCAAUAGUUACACUAUCAGUUUGCCCAGGGCCACAACGACCAGCUACCACGCAACUUUGAAGCUGUUCCAUACUGACUUGUUGAUCUGGUCCGAGUGGACUCGGAGAGAUAGAAAGUGGAAGGAUUUGGUGAUUGCACCAUCUGAUAGUUGCGAUAAAUACACUACAUGUGGAAGUGGAACCAAUGCGUACUGCUCUAUGAACCCGCUCAAGUCUUGUGAAUGUUUCCCAGGGUUUCGGCCUCAAACUGAUUCGGAGAGGAAUCAAGACAGCGGCUACGUUUCACAUGGACAUUGCGUGAGGAAAUCGCCGCUGGCCUGCUCCGAUGCUGAUGGGUUUCAGCUGCUGAAGAAUAUGAAACUGAUAAUUGGACAAUCUCUUACGAGGGAGUGGGUUUGGAGGAAUGUAAGGAGAGGUGUCUCAGGACCUGUAACUGUACGGCGUUUGCAAACACGGACAUGCCGACUGAGGAUACUCGACGUUAUAGCACCAACCGGGGUCAAAAUCUUUACGUCAAACUGGCUGCUCUUGACAUGGGUGGGUACUAAAAUUAAUUUAUUAUGCUCUUAUCUAUGAUUUUGUUUUUAUUUUACUAAAUAAAUACGAAUCUUGUUUUCUUCAGAGAGAAAAAGGAGUAAUCAAAACAAAAAGAAACGGAUCAUCGGAUUUACCGUUGGCGCAAUCGUUUUGCUUCUUCUAAUUGUCGUCGUCACGUUCUGCUGCUGCUGGAAGAGAUACAAUAAUGCAGUUUUGUUAGGUAAACACUACCACUUGCUGUUCAAUUUCGACUUUGAAAGUUGGUCCUGAUCUCUCUUUGUCAAUUGUAGCACCUGCAGAGGUAACGAACCAAAACCUACCUGUGGAGGAGGAGGAACAGGAGGAGGAGGAGGAGGAGGAGGAGGAGGAGGAGGAGGAGUGGCGGACGGAGGUGGAUGGGUAUAGGGUCCUGUGCCCCCUACUCUUUUUUUUUUUUUUUUGCUUAGAUAACUUAGUUUAUCCACUAAACUAAUAAUCUUAUAAUUAUGGAAAAAAUUAAAAGGUGCCUCCAAUCUAAUUUAAUUAUUGUUGUUUUUAGCACUGUCACCCCUACAGAAAAUGUUUCUAGAUCCGCUCCUGAGGAAGAGACGACUGGUAGUUUGACAUCUUUAUUCAUGGAGUUUGACGUCAUCGCCCAAGCCACAAACAAUUUUUCAGAUGAAAUCGGAUCUGGUGGCUUCGCUAAAGUUUACAAGGGGAGGUUACUUGACGGGAAAGACAUAGCGGUGAAACGUCUUUAUAAACUGACAACUCACGCAAUCCAAGGGUUCUGGAACGAAGCGAACCUCAUAGCGGUUCUGCAACAUACGAACCUAGUUCGACUUAUUGAUUUUUUCGAUGACCCCGAUACCAAGAUUCUCGUCUACGAGUACCUGCCAAGAUCUAGCCUCAACACUUACAUUUACAACACAACCCGGAGCGAUGUGCUUGAUUGGAACAAACGUAUGGACAUCGCCAAGGGAAUUGCUCGAGGGCUACUAUAUCUUCACCAAGAUUCUAGGGUUAGGAUCAUUCACCUUGACCUCAAACUUAGCAACGUCUUGCUUUGUGACCAAAUGAUACCUAGGAUCUCGGAUUUUGGAACGGCUAAGCGCCUUGAUGGGGAAGAUACUGAAGUUGUUGCCAGUAGAGCGACUGGAACUUACGGCUAUAUGGCUCCAGAGUACGCGAUAGAUGGCGUGUGCUCCGUUAAAGCUGAUGUGUUCAGCUUUGGAGUGCUGCUUCUUGAAAUGGUCAGCGGAAUAAACGCAAGAGAGUUCUAUUGGAAAAAUGACUAUAAAAGUUUCGUAGGCUUCGUAAGAUUUUUAUUUAUAGCAACCAAAUCCAUAAUUAUUUACUUUUACAAAACAGCGAGAUCUCUUAUCAUCUCAGAUUCUACAGAUGCGGAACCUAUGGCUUCAAGGCAAAGUGCUAGAUAUCGUAGACCCAUAUUUCACAUCAUCAUCAUCAUCAUCAUCUUCGUAUCAACCAGAAGAAGCUCUCAGGUGCAUUCAAAUUGGCCUCUUAUGUGUUCAAGCCCACCGCGAGGACAGGCCCCCCAUGGCUUCUAUUAUAUUGAUGCUUGGGAGUCAAAACGAGUUAAUCAGUCUUCCUAAACCGCCUGCUGAUUUAUUGCUAUUACAAGAUCCACAAGGUGAAUCUUUCACGGCAAGUGUAGCGACGGCGUAGAUUGUCGUGCCCAUACGCAUACAUAUAUAUAUAUAUAUAUUUUUUUUUUCUAUAUACUGUAUAUAGUGAUGAUUUCAUAUUAUUUUCUUUGUAUGCAAUAUAUUUAUUAUAUAAAAUUAUAUACAUUAUAUAUAUAAGUAAUUAGUGUUUUACAGCUGUUUCAUUAAAUAUUUUUAUUUCAUUUUUUUUAGAAAAGCUAACAAACAGAAAUGUGGUAGUUUAGUAUCUCAAAGCUCUUCUUUGAGAAAUCUCAUACGCUUUUAUUUCCUAUUUUUUUUUUAAAUUUUUUUUAAAAAAUGUUAGAUACUACUCACCUAGCACAGUGUCAAAUUGAAAGGUUUUAUCCAUAUGCAAAAUAUUCCUAUCGAUGGUCUGAUGGUCUUCAGUACACCAACUCCUGGUUAUCAACAAAUAUUUAUUGGGAUGUACCUUUUUGAGAGUUUUACUAGGGUUAACCGAUUUAAGCUGAUCUGUAACAGGAUUAUUACCUGUUUAACAAAAAGAAGAUACAAAACACUACUAAUAAACAAUAUUCUUGUAAGGAAACUAAUUAAGCUUAUAGUCUGCUUAAUUCUAGUCUUUAUUCGGAAACUCGCUAGGCGUUACGCGUGCGGCACACACGGACCUAGCAAUUUAUCGAAAAAGCAGAAAAAUCAGAGAUUACGCGAGGAGAAAAUUUUUAUACUUUUAUAUGUAUAAUACUAUAUUUUAUACAUAUAAUACAAUUUUUUUGUAUAAUACAUGUUUAUGAAAGAGAUAUCAAUGAUACUAAAACUUAUAGAUUCAUAAAUACAUACCAAUUAUAUCAGAAAAUAUAAUGUACUUCUUUUAGUUCACAUCCAAUACACAUCAUUGGUCUUUUAUGUCAUUGGUGAUUAAUAAUUUAUUUAGGCCGUAGAGAAAAUGAGUUAAUAAUUUAGUUGGGCUUAGGAAAAAUGGUUUUCAUUGAGGAAUUACACAAGUUGGGCUACGCGGUUUUAGUUAUUAAGCGGAUGAGUUAUUAAUUCAACGGACUCUAUGCUUGAUACGUCCUAAAUUCGGAGUUUCGGACAAGGAUCACUCAAUGGGACUUUGGAUAUGAACUCGCCAAAGAUGGGAGAACUAGGUGGAUUGAAAGGCGAUACAAAAGGUUGCGGAAAGACCUUAUGAUAUUACCGGCUUCGAUUGUGGUUUGGAAUGUUACGUCAAGACCAACAAGAGAAUAUUUGUUUACUUGGAGAAUCAUUCGACAAGAAACAAGACUGUUCUAAGCGAAGAACAAAGAAAUAAACUCAUAAAAAGGGAAAACUCAUUCAUUUAUUUCGUGGCUCAUAGGCCCUAUAAGGAUUACAAGUUGUAGAAAUUCAAAAAAAAAAAGUGCUAAAAACAAGGGAUUGAAAAUAGAAUCAAAGACUAGAAAAUAUUAAAUGAGUCAAGGCGCGGAAUCUGAUAAAGACCAGACAAGAUAACCCUUAGGCUACUGUCCAGGUUAAUUCUGGUCGUGUUGGUCCAUGGUGGGAAGGAUAACGACACACGCGGGAUGAUCCACACACCCGCCAGACGUUCCACACGAACAGACUGAACUUUUGGAUGAUCCGCUUGACCAAGAUGUGUACUGUCGUGAGACAAGUCUUGGGACAGCUUGAGACUCCUUCCUUAGUGAUAUAUCUGAGUGAGAAAUCCAUUAAAAGGUCAAACACUGAAGUAAGAACGUCAGUACAGCCUUCGGGACACGCAGGCCGCACAAAAAGGGCAAUAAGGGAGAAUCUGCGGCCAUCUUUGGAUUCUUCGUGUCCCAAGUGGAUUAUGGCUCGACCAUCAGUCUUAUCUUGACGAGAAGGUCGGGAAAGGAGUGAUGUGGAUCGAUCAAUUCCAUCUCUAGGUCGUGGUUCCAGACUGAGCUCUAUUCUGGAAGUAUGUGGGUCAAUACGAUGGACAGCACGUGCAGUACGGUCGGGAUGAUCGGAUGGGAUGGUACGGAAGGUCUGAUCAUCACGUUCCGAUGGGAGAAUAUGAUCAGUAUGGACAGAAUGAACUGAUGGGAUGACACGGUCAGUAUGUUCAGCACGAUAUGAUGGUAAAACCUCGGAUGGGUCGAGCUGGCUGACAAGAUCGCCUCCUUGGGCUGUGUCCAUGAUCCAAGCAGGUCGGUGCUCAAACCGGGGCGCAUCAUUCCCUCCCUCUUCAAAAGGAUUUGACCUCAAAUCCAUUUUACCUGAAACAAAAGAGAAUGAAUCAGACAAAAAUAAUUUUUAAAUCAUGUAAAAUUCAAUGAAAGAAGAUUUUGGACAUAAACUUCCUUGGAGUUUUGAACUUGUUUCCCUCAAGUAUUUCCAGUUCCAUGUUCCAAGAUCAUAAGUGUUGUGUCGACCUUCUCUGCUUACUUCCAUCUGAAACUGAUCCUUUUUAUCCUGCACUUUCAAAAAAACUAGAGGAACCACAUCAAAUCUGCGAAAGAAAUAAUCAAAGGGUCGUUUCUCUAUCCUUAAGACAUCAAAAACAUGAUCAAAGCUCUUAGAAUAAUCAUCAAGCACGUGGGUAAACAUCAUGCAAGUAAUCUGAUCACCAAAAAUCGGUCUACUAAUUCCAAAAUCAGGCACAACUGUGAAACUGUUAGGAAAAGAAUGAAACAAUGCCAAUUUUGAAAACUCCUCAUCAUGAACGAGAUCAAAGUGAUUCUCUUGCCUAAGAAGUUUUGGUUCAUGCUUUUUUCUACACCAAAUUUCUUUUAAGGCACAUCUUAAUGAAAACAACUCUUGGAAAGGUUUAAGCAAAAUGUUUUUCAACCAAGUAAAGAUCUGUUUUUGCUUAGAAAUUCUCGGUUUCAAAACAUUUCAUGAUGAGCAGAGACAAUCAACUCAUGAUCCUUACAGUGCUUUUGGCUUAGACAGAGAAUUGGCUUUUGGCUCACUGCUUCAGAUCUUAAGAAUGGAAAUGUGUAUGUGCUUUCCUUGUAACUCUCUUCCACGGCCUGAGGUGUUGGAAACAACCUGAACCAAUCAUCAAGCUGUCUAGGCCGCUGAGAACUCAUGGGAUCAUCACGCCUAUAACCAUGAACUGCUCCAUUCCUCAAGUUCAUGAAAUUCCAAAUCUCAGGCUGUUGAACAAGGGCAAUGCUUUCAUUUCUUUGAGUCUGAACCUGUCUUUCCUGGACACUCAAAACAGAAACUAAAAGACGAGGAUCAUCUGUGCAAGACAAGUACUUGUUCAAAUCAAAAAUCAAAAUCUCUUUUCCAAGAACAAGUAGCACACAUUUCAGCCUUCCAAGAUGCACAUCAAAGUAGACAUUAUAGACCAGAAUGGUGUCAAGGCAUGCAACAAUAUCAAUCAUUCUCAAAACAUGCAUAUCCUUCUCAACAUCUGACCACAUAAGAGCAAGUUCAGAUUGAGAAACAUUUAUCAAAAGCUCAAGGCGUUUUUCAAAGAAUGUGUUGUAAACCACAAUAUCAUCACAGUUCAAGACAACACAAAUAUUACGAAAUGAUCUCAGAAGAUGCCAAGUUUUAUCAUUUUUAGAACUCAAGAGGUCAGGCUUCACAACAAGAUCACAAAAAUCAGUUUCAGUUCCAAGUGAUUUCGGAGCAACUUUUUAAUCAGAAUUUCGUCCAAGGCAUAAGAGGAUGCAAACAGAUCACCAGUGAUUAGUGCAUGUCUAGAAGAACUCAGAUCAAAGUCAUUUCCUUUGAAAACGAACGAAUCAAAAGAUUUUCUAGCACAAAAAUCAGUUUGUUGCAAAUUAAGAUCAAAUGACUUUUCAAGAUGAUGAAAAUCUUUGCUAUGUUCCAAGAACUGAUCAAAACUCAAAAUAAUUCUAGAAUUGAUGCCAUUGACAUUUUGAAGAAGUUCAUCAGGUUUAAACACUUUAAGAGAAUUAAUCAUGUUUUCAAAAACAGAUUUUAAAACACAAAAAUCUUUCACCUUGUUAAGACCAAAACGAAUCACAUCAUGAGAACUGAUCUUAACAAACAUAUCAUGCAAAGAAUUAAUUAUAUCAAGAUUCUCACAGUGCUCUUGAAGAUCAGAAGACAAAGGGGCAGGAGUUCUGCCGAGAUCAAAGCAUAUAUGACUCUCCUUGAUGAUGAAUGUGAUGCUUGUUGCUUCUUCAUCAAAGACUGGACCAGGUUCGUCUUCCUCAUCAAAGAUAGGACCUAGAUCAUCAUCCAAGGGUUUCCUAUUGUCAAGACGUGGUCCUUGAUGUGGAUAGUUUAGUGGCUCUUCCUCAAAAACCUGUGCAGACAAAACAAGACCACUCGGAUGCUCCGGUUGCAAAAUGGUUAGUUCUACAAUGGUCUGUUGAUUAUCAAUCAUAAGAUUAGAUUCAAGAGACGGAAGGUCACAAUUUUCCUCACAAAUCAUCAAGCUUUCAAUCGGCUCUUCAUCAUAUUCAUCAAAAAUUGGUAAAGAAUCUGAAAAAUCUUUUAGAUCUCCAAGGUUGUUUUCAGAUUUACCUUUGGAUGUUUCACUGAUGAAUAAUGAUGGCUCAGCUACAUGUGCACGUGUGGAUGUGGUUUUCGUAUGGAUCUGGCUGACGUCCUUAAGGGCUUUCAACAUCUCCUUCUCAAAGUUGUCACAAAACUCUUGGACAUCAAACCGUAGAGAAUACCUCUUUUGAAGAUCGAUCAUUUAAUCAUGAAAAUUUCUCAACA
Messenger RNA from Brassica rapa (field mustard), 9301 nucleotides. RefSeq names its product receptor-like serine/threonine-protein kinase SD1-6. Gene Ontology annotation, cellular component: plasma membrane. Gene Ontology annotation, molecular function: protein serine/threonine kinase activity; ATP binding. The record is from RefSeq and is a predicted model, not a curated record. Gene Ontology annotation, biological process: protein phosphorylation. NCBI's taxonomy places the organism in Eukaryota, Viridiplantae, Streptophyta, Magnoliopsida, Brassicales, Brassicaceae.